CUCAUGACGUCACGGUUCUUAAACAUUAUCAUAACACAAAAUCGAUUGCCAGCCAUAUUGGAGGCUUUAAGAGAUUAGCAGGACAAACAAGCGACAAUUUUUGUUGUAAAUAACCCUUUUUGCCACACAUGACGGGGCAGUAAGAUGGCGAAGAUACAUUUCGGGUUAUUCCUCGUGUUUUUCAUUGGACAUGUGUAUUGUAUGUCAGAGCCCAACCUCUAUGAACCUGUGAUACGUUCCCAGAGGACUAACAAGAAAGGAGUGCCUGUGUUUAAAGGGACUAUCAGUGAGGACCAAGCAACUGUCAAACUUGAUUCCCCACUCCGGGCCUUCGACAACGAUUCCACAGGCGGAGCGAAAUUCAUCUGCGGCUACGAUGUGAUCUCAUUGAAACAUGAAGUGCCGUUUGUGGUGAACGUCAAGAACAGGGCAACCGGCGAGGCAGAGAUUAAUCUUAUCGAGGGAGCUCACCUAAACUACGAAAAACGGGCUCGCUACAAGUUUAGCGCCAUCGCCUAUGACUGUGGAACACCAAGGAGAGAAUCAAAUAGGGCUAUUUUCUUCAUCCGCGUGAAGGAUGUGGACGAAUUCCCACCGAAGUUCAUCCAGGACAACUACUUUGUGGAGAUGGAUGAGGCUCGCUUCUACGACUCGUUGGUGCGUGUCAGAGCCACGGAUAGUGACCGCUCACCUGAGUACCGCGGCAUCUGUGGUUACGAGAUCCUCACCAACAAUGUCCCCUUUGCCAUUGAUCGGCGAGGUAACUUGAGAAACACUGAACUGAUACACUAUAGACAGCACCACAACUUCAUCCUGGAACUAGUAGCUGUCGACUGUGGAGGCAAGCGCUCCAAGAAAGCUGUCAUUAACAUCAAGAUGAGGGAGGUGUGCAAAAGUGGAUGGCAAGAUAUUCCUGACCACGUCAACUAUGAUGCUGGCAGUGGACAGGUCAAGAUGGUUCCCGGGGCAACCCUCAAAUGGUGUGACAACUCCUGUGUACCACAGAAGGUCAAGGUCAAAAUGCACCUAGCAACCAAACAUAUCGGCAAGGGAUGUGACCGUGACACCUACUCCAUUGUCUCCCAGAGGAAACUCUGUGGUGCCAACGACAACAGUGUUGACCUGUUGCCUUCUCCCAGUCUGACGACCACCUACACCAGCACGCUCCACGUCGACGACGGCCACGAGAGCGACCAGAUCUUCUACUUCGACGGGCAGACAAAUGCGGUGGAGGUGCCCGCCUCUCACUUCAACCACUCCCUGCACGAACACUUCACCAUUUCAACAUGGAUGAAGCAUGAAUUCGAGGACUGGACCGUCAGUCCUGACGGCCGCCCAGAGAAGGAACACAUCGUGUGCAUGUCUGAUGGCGAUGGUAUGAACCGUCACCACUAUGCGUGGUUCGUCCAUGGCGAGAAGCUCGUGUUUCUACUGCGACGUGAGGCUGGGGAUGAGGAGGAUAUGAAGGUGUUUAAGCCUGCAGAGUGGCGCUGGAGCAUCCCUCAGAUCAAUGACGGGGAGUGGCAUUACUAUGCCAUCAGUGUUGACUACCCACACGUGCGGAUGUAUAUUGACGGCAAAUUACUGAUCCCUGACCAGGCCAACAUGGAGGUAGUGGAUGACUGGCCUCUCCGCAACACCAUCAAAGUCCAUUCCACCAAGCUUGUCGUUGGUGCCUGCUGGCAGGGUGGUAAAGAAAAGUUUGAGCAUUAUCUGCAGGGAUUCCUGGCAGGUCUGUCCAUAUUGAAGGGUCAGACAGAAAGUGACCGUGUCAUUCACUGCCUAAACAGCUGUAAGGAAAACCUUGACUUCAAGGGAACAAAAGCUCUGCUCACUGGUUCCGCGGUGAGCUACAACAGCGAAAUGACAGAGUUCACCAUUGAGGGUAAAAAUGUGACCAAAGUGCAGAAUCUGGUUCGAGAUAUUGUCUACCUCAACGCUCGGCAGUUCCCAACCCCAGGGCGCCGAAACAUUGACAUUGCAACCAAUGUCCACUGUAACGGUAAAGAAGUGAUCCUACCGGUGGCCGAGACCUAUGUUAUGGUCAACCCUGCUCCAAUCCCUUCAAUCUCCCUCUCUGGACCCCACAUCGUCCAGUCAAGCGCUUCCCAACUUCUCUCCGGCCAGAAAAUCUUCACUGGCCUUCACAUCAGUGUCGACUUCCUGCUCCACAACGGACUUUCUCCACAGGAGGAUGAAGAUGAAGAUGAAGAUGAAGAAGAAGAAGAUGGAACAAUGCCAUCAAAAAUACAGAAACUUCAAGACAAGUUAUCUCGUACCAGGAACCAACAGGAAACAGUGGACAAGGACAUCCCACAACAGAACAUCCUGCUAGACUCUUGUACCAUUCGGGCUGACCCCCCUCUGGACUUCCGUGUAGAGCACCUCAGUCUCCCAGAGAGCACCAUCUCACGAUUCAACAUGCACCUGGAGGGAAGCGAGACCAACAGUGGCCUUGACAUUACAAAUGCUGAUUCUGUGGAAAACUACGAGCGAGUGAUGCAGGAACUCUACUUUUUCCACAACAAGGGAAACUCUCUCAAUAGCCGAAAAUUUAUCCUCAGCUGCUCCUCUCAGAGUCGUCGCUUUAUCAGCAACCAGCUAGAGGUCAAGAUUGUGGCUGUUCACAGCGAGCCGAGGAAAAUUGUUCAUGCCCAUGCCCAGGAGAACCGCAUCCAGCAGUUUAAGCUGGAAAACAACAUUGGCGGUAGUGUUCCAGUCGGAGUGGCAGCCCACGCCUCACCUAAUGUUGGAAUGGUAGCAAUCAUUGUGGUGUGUGUGGGCUUCCUGCUGUUCAUGAUCAUCCUGGGUGUGAUCCGUAUCCGGGCGGCACACAGGCGUACCGUAGUACAGGUGGAGGACAAGAUGAUGGAGAUGGAGUGGGACAACUCGGCCCUCAACAUCACUGUCAACCCGAUGGAACAGAAGGAGGUAAGAGAAAAGGUGUUUGAAUAUGAAGAUGUUCCUAUGAAAUUGCGAGAUGAUUCUGAUAGUGAUGAUGAUAUUGACAGUUACCAUGACGAUUGUGAUAGUUCAGAUGAAGAAGAAGAGGAAGUUGUGGUGAAGAAAGUGAAAGAUCUCGAGUGGGAUGAUUCCACAUUAUCUUUCUGAGGCUGCGACAGUCACUCCAAGAUCUGAUCGAAAUCUAAAACAUACAAACAGUAGAUGUUACAAUCAUAGAAGUGUAGUUUUUUCUGGACAUAAUCUUGACAACUUCGUCAUUAUAAAGCAUAAAUAUUAUUAGGCAUAAUGUAUACAAUUUACAACAAAUGUUGUCAUGCAUAAAUAAUAAGGUUUAUGCAUAAUUCAUCCAGUGAGAUUUUCUCAUAGCCAUCAAACGUUUUUGCGACAAGAAUUCACCAAAAUUUUGUUGUUGUCAAAAACUACAAUGCUAAAAAUAUUUUGCAAACCAUUAAAUGUAUACUCUUGUGCACAUUUUUUCAGUUGCAAAAUGUUUGUUGUGCAAUGUUUUAUAUAAAACAAUAGCAGUCGGAGAAAAUCGGUGUUCACACCCGUAGUUCAUAUUUGACAUGCUUUGUAUGAAUGCUGUGUUUCAGUCUCAGCGUGAAAGCAUCCAAAUGACUAGGAUUAGAAAAGAGAAGGGCAGUUAGUUUGCACUUUUAUUAUGGAUGAAAAAUGUCUCUAGUUGAAUUAGCUUUAUGGCCAGUUUUAAUUGGGUGUCGUGUAUUAGAAAAUGCGACCAUGUCAACUUACACCUUCAGUCAUUUUUACAACGAGCGGAGUAGGGAUAUAUGUUAAUUUGUAUUAGUCGGGGACGAGGAAAGAAAAUCAUAUUCUCUGGUCCAGUAUUUACUGCUAAAUUGUUAUGCCCCUUUUUAUUUUACCAUAUCAAUCCAAUAUUAUUUUUUCUCCAAAGUUUAAUUUAUAUUUAAGUUAAAAUAUGUUGAAUUUAUUUUUUAACAAAGGUUUGCUUCAUGAACUUAAUUGAGUUACUUUGGAUGUGUAAUUUUGCAAUAUUUGAGCACAUCGCCUGUAAUACCCUUUGCUUUUAUUUUCCUUACUAAAUAAAAAUAUAUUAACAAAUUCUAAUUGAUUUACAUUACAAGUUAUAUGCUUUAAAUUUUUGUAUUAAAAGAACAAUAUAUAUAUACAAAGACUUUUCCAUUCCAUGUAAAUAUGCUGAAGGCUAAUCUAGAGACCAUCUCUGAAUGGUUAGUAAAAUGGACUUUGGGUCCGUGUUUUAUUUUGGAGUGAACAAUUGUUUUAUCCAGGGGAAGCUAGUGCCAUUAUGUAUACAUGGUGUUCUUUAGAAAUGUGCUCCUUUCCUUACUUUUGCCUCAAAGUGCUAUACUAUUGGAGAAAGGCACUGAGUUUCAUUCUAUAUAGCAUUUGCUAGCUAGCUAGUUUGCUGCUUUUUUGUUAAGAGAUCAAUUUUGCUUCGUUACAAUUUUUUUAACAAUACAUUUUCACUUUAAUGAGGAAAACUCCCAUUUUAAAAUGAAGCUUGGCAUCAUUUGUAAUGUCUCUUUAUGUAAAGCUGUACAGAGUUGUGUUUUUUGUCUGUUUACACUAUUUUAUCUGAUAAUAUUCAACCUUUAAUUAUUUAUUUACAACCUACAAGUUUUCUUGUUUUAAAUUGGUUGUGUUUUUUACUAAAUCUAAUAUCGAUCCAAUCAGGAAUCUGAUUUGAAUGAGAUUGUGAUAAUUUUUUUUUUUUUUUUUAUUUAUAAACAACCUACUAACACAUUCUGUGUAUACACUAAAAACUUAAAAUUCACCUUAUUUUAUUUUGAGCUAUACAGGGGGGUUACAUUAUUAUUAUAUAAUUUUUUUUGUAAAUAUUCUGAAGUUAUCAUGUAAAGCUAAUUCAAACCCAUUACAUUCCAGGAGUUACAAUGACAUCUGUAUCGCAUAUAAAAAUAUACAUUUAUAUCCAUUACAAAAUUUACAGCACUUUCUUUUAAUCAGUAUGUAUUACGUGGAAGUGUGUUGAACAAUACAGACGUUGUGAGAUGGGAGGACUGACAUCUAACAGAAUGAUAUCUUUGCUGAUUGACGCAGAAUGUCAGACUUUGUAAAGCACAUAUCGACAAUAGAUGUUUAAGAACUAGAGUCAUUGUUGUGUUACAGAUUUUGAGGGUAACGGUUGUGUCAUUUAUCCCUCAUUUUGUAUACAUGGGGUUACUGCUAAAUCUAGGUCACAUGGACUACCGACAUCGUAAAAAGAUUUCAUCGAUAAUUACUGGUAGCCAUGAGACAUAACAAUGUGUUGUAAUUUUUUUUCCGUGUUUGACAAAACUAUUUUGUGAUAAAACUGUUAACAUUCUUUGUUGUGAGCUUGUUUUUAUAUCAUUGUAUUACGCAUGUACUACUUAUGUAGGUCGCUGUUACCUACACAAGAUGCCGGUACCCAGGUGGUGUACUUUACACAAAGGACCUAGACUGUUGCAAAGGUGUCUAUACCUUCUGUUUUAUGUGACUAGCUUUGUUGUGAUUCCAUGUCACAUAGACUGUUAGUGAUUUUUUGUCUUAUAUUGUUAUAUCAUCUUCUCCAUUAUGUGUAAUAAUCCUUUAACGAGUUGUACAAACUUUGUCAAAUUUUAUGCCAGUGAUGCUUGCAUUGUUUCAUUUUUUUAAUUUUUUUUUGUGUGUAACACAUUUUAUAACACGAAAUUCCUGGAUAUUUCUAUUUCAAUCAAAAUAUUUUUAUUUUCCUCUUUCAAAAUGAAUAACUGUUAUACAAGAGAAUCGAAGCACCAUUGAUAUAUCUCCAGGUCAGUUCUAGCUCUUUGUCCACCUUGACCUGUAUUUGACCUUUGUGAUGUGUUGACCUUGACCUUUGUGAUAUCAAACGAUGUGAAAUCAACAUAGGGUAUAUAUAUACAUGACUGAAUGUUGUAGGCACUGUACAUACCAUUCAUCACUGUUGUAAGCAUCAACAUUUUAUAUAUUGCAAAUUUCCCUUCUUUUCUUCUGCUCCUGAAUGACUCAUGCCACAUGUUAUGUGUACCUGCAAGAUCUUAUCGCCUGCGAGCGAGAAUUUUCAUUUAUCAUGUUCUUGUUACCAUUUACAUCUAAUACUUAGAAACACUAUAUACCUCAUCAUCAUAAGGAGCCCAAAAUUUCUGUUUUGUCUUUUUUGAUCGUGAGAGACCUUUCACUUGCUGUGUAACAAUUUUUUUCCCUUCUGAACAGAUAAACAUUUGUUGCUUCUGUCCUGGGAUAAUGUUUUAAGUCUGAAGAAAUCGGGUGUGGUUGAAAUUUUUGUAAUGCUAUAAUUACCCUUUCUGAUGGUGAGGUAUAUACUUGUGAGAAGAAAAUCAGGAAUUUUUCUUUUUGUAUAUUUACCAAUUCAUUAAUAGACAUAAAGACUCUUCCCAAUGAUUUUGACCAUGACCUUGAAAUGUUUUCAUAAGUUUUGUACAAAGUCACUGGCGCAGAUGGAGGAAGGUCAACUUAGAAUCAAGGGAAACAACUCUCAUGAUUUUGAGCAAAUGAGAUUCCUAGCUUUGUGCUAUUCCUUGUCCUCGUAUAUCUCUUCAUUUUGUGUAGCAAAAAUAUUCACCGGUAAUAUAGACAAGAGACAAAAACGAAAAGACAAUUAAUUGCAUAAAGAAAGGGAUUUUUCAGGCAGAAGGUUAUCUUCCUCCGGAUGAAGAAGAGUUCCGGUGUAUCCAUUCAGUAGUACAACAGGAUAUGGCUAAAAACCUGAAGUAUUUCCCAGUGUCCAUAUGUCAGAAUUAGUAUUUUGUUGCCUGCUUUGCUUUUCUAAAGCAUUACGAUGCGCAUGAUAUUACUUAUUUUAGGCUACAGUAUCAAAUUUUGAAAUAGAUGGGAUAUACAUAAGUUUGAUUUUCUUGAUAAACAUUUUCAGUUUCCCAUUAAUGCAAUGUGUAUAGAUAAGAAAAUGGCAUCGUUAAAUUGUGAAUUAAUUAUAUAAAAAAAAUGGAAAGAGUGUGACUUCAAUCAUAAGGGCAGUUAAUUUGUCCCAGAAUCAUCAAAAGGAUAUUAAUUAAAUUCCCACCGAAACUCAAUUUUAUAGUGAAGGUACAGACAUGUACUUAACACACUCUAGCACUGAUGUGACAGGGGACCCAACUUCACACGAAGCUGACAUUAUUUGUUGUUUUAGAACAUCCAUCAUCAGCUGUUUCUUGUAAGUCUUCCUGUAAUAAAACUUUUAAAACUAAUAA
Messenger RNA from Mizuhopecten yessoensis (Yesso scallop), 7154 nucleotides. Its product is annotated as calsyntenin-1-like. Gene Ontology annotation, cellular component: postsynaptic membrane; cell surface. The record is from RefSeq and is a predicted model, not a curated record. Bases 145 to 3111 code for a protein of 988 amino acids. Gene Ontology annotation, molecular function: amyloid-beta binding; X11-like protein binding; calcium ion binding. Gene Ontology annotation, biological process: positive regulation of synapse assembly; positive regulation of synaptic transmission; homophilic cell-cell adhesion. NCBI's taxonomy places the organism in Eukaryota, Metazoa, Mollusca, Bivalvia, Pectinida, Pectinidae. The transcript has 17 exons.